Messenger RNA from Brassica napus (rape), 853 nucleotides. RefSeq names its product probable phospholipid hydroperoxide glutathione peroxidase 6, mitochondrial. Gene Ontology annotation, molecular function: glutathione peroxidase activity. Gene Ontology annotation, biological process: response to oxidative stress. Gene Ontology annotation, cellular component: cytosol. The transcript is spliced from 6 exons. The coding region runs from base 213 to 728 and encodes 171 amino acids. Lineage: Eukaryota; Viridiplantae; Streptophyta; Magnoliopsida; Brassicales; Brassicaceae. The record is from RefSeq and is a predicted model, not a curated record.
CCACCAAUCCUCCAACCACUGACAUGGAGAAAGAAGCUGCUGAAUAACAAAUAAAAAUAAAAAUAUAAUUAUAUGUGAAAAGAAUGUGCUGCUAGCUUAGCUAUAUAAGAAUCAAUCAUCGAUCGAUAUCUCUGAUCUCAUUGAAACUCGAUUCCUUUUCAGCUCUCAUCAACGAAUCCAAUUCCUUCGCUUCCAUUAACUAAAAUUUCGAGAUGGCUGCUGCUACUUCCUCCUCCCCAAAAUCCGUCCAUGAUUUCACAGUCAAGGACGCGAAGGGAAACGAAGUGGAUCUAAGCAUCUACAAGGGGAAGGUUCUGUUGAUUGUCAACGUUGCUUCUCAGUGUGGCUUGACCAAUUCGAACUAUACUGAGCUUGCGCAGCUCUAUCAAAAGUACAAAGAUCAUGGGUUUGAGAUCCUUGCGUUCCCUUGUAACCAGUUUGGGAAUCAAGAACCUGGUUCUAACGAAGAGAUUGUUCAGUUUGCUUGUACCCGUUUCAAGGCUGAGUACCCCAUUUUCGACAAGGUUGAUGUGAACGGUGACAAGGCUGCUCCAAUCUACAAGUUUCUGAAAUCAAGCAAAGGCGGGCUUUUUGGGAGCGGCAUCAAGUGGAACUUCUCCAAGUUCUUGGUUGACAAAGAUGGAAAUGUCGUGGACCGGUACGCUCCAACCACUUCUCCUCUCAGCAUCGAGAAGGACCUGAAGAAACUGUUGGGAGUUACUGCUUAGGAACAACGAAGAUGGCAUUACUCAUUUGUAGUCAAAUAAAAAGUUCAUCCUCUAUAUAUUAAUUGAGAAACAUUUGAAAAGAUGUAAUUUUAAUUUUAUAAUAAUUAAAAAAGAUCUUUUGUUUA